GCCAGCAGCACACACACACACACUGGGAACGAGUAAAAAAAAAGAAGAAGCUUGAGAGCGAAAACGGAGAGCGGGAGUCUCUUCCCUCUGUGUGUGUGUGUGGUUAUCUGGGAGAUAGGUGAAGAUUCCACACACGCCCUGUUAGGCUUCCAGCCUCCACCCAGAGCAGCAGGACAAGGAGAGAGGACGAGGAAGAGAGACAAGAGAGGAGUGUACCAGGCUGUCACAGUCAGAGACACAAGGACAGACAGAGCCAUGCCUCUGUGGAGCAGUGCAGCAGCAGCAGCAGCAGCAGCAGCAGCAGCGGGUUGCCAGGCUGCCUCGCCUGUGUGAGGAGAGCAAGACUGGGUUUGCCUUUUUUUUGGGACUAUAGUGAACAAGGACAAGACGAGGGAAGGAAGGAGACAGCCGGAGAGAUCUCGUGCCAUGACUGGGAACAGGAGGAGGGAGCAGGCUCGCUGAAAUCAUGGACCAGGCGAGGGGCCGGAGGGAUGGUGUCUCCUCAGGUGGUGACAACCCUCGGCCGCCGAUGGCGACCCGGCCGGGAAGGGAGGGGGUCAGCUUGGGCUGGAAGGGUCCCCGGACGCUGGUUCUCCAUAAGAACUCCCAGGGUUUCGGGUUCACGCUACGCCACUUCAUCGUUUACCCUCCAGAGUCUGCCCUGCACACCAACCUCAAGGAUGAGGAGAACGGUAAUGGAAAGGGGUACCAGAAAGGUCGACUGGAGCCGAUGGACACCAUAUUUGUGAAGAAUGUGAGGGAAAAGGGUCCCGCCCAUCAGGCGGGCCUGUGCACAGGGGAUCGUCUGGUGAAAGUGAACGGCGAGAGUGUUUUAGGGAAGACGUACUCGCAGGUGAUUGCCCUCAUUCAGAACAGUGAGAGUGUGCUGGAGCUGUCCAUAAUGCCCAAAGAUGAAGACGUGCUUCAGUUGGUAAGUGCGUACUCCCACGAUGCCUACCUGACAGGCAACGAACCCUUCUCAGGGGGAGCUGAGAACCUCCCACCACCACCUCCCCUCUGCUACCCACGCACCAAGUCUACGCCCCCGUCUGGAGGCCCUCUAUCUGCAGGCAUGGGCCAGAACCAGCUGGAUAACUGGAGUCGCUGGCCAGGCUCUUCCAGCCCCUCUUCACCCCUUGACAACCACUCCGCUGUGGGCAGCCCCGCCAGCUGGCAGGAGGGGCGUGCAGGAGAGCCAGGAGGUGUAGGUCACAGCAGUCCAGCCCACCGCACAGAGGAGAUCCAGUAUGGUAUGACCAGCAAGCAACCUCAGGGCCAGACCAGGGGACGCUCCUACUCUUCCUCCUCGUCAUCAGGCGGCCCCUUGUCCAGCCCGCUUCAAGUCCACUAUCCCAACCACCAAGCUGUCAGUCCCCCUCAGGCUCCCCCACGAAAGUCCAGCUCAGCCUGGACCAGUCCUCCCCCGCCCCAGCUCAGCCACAGCCGCGACAACCGCUGCCAGCAGGCCCUCUCAGACUGGUACUACAGCCAGCAGCCUGAACACUCAGGACGCUGCAUGCAGACACGACACCGCAGCUACUCUCAGGACCGACUCAGUGACAGGAGGCAGCAGCAGCAGCAGCAGCGGACGGGUGGCUGGCCUCACAGCGCCUCCCAGGACACUCUGCUGUUAUUGCAGCAGUCAGGACCAGGACCACAUGGAGAGCCCUGCUGGUCAUAUGGAGACUGGGAUGUGGGCCCAGGGCGAGGACACUCGUCGUCUAAUUAUACCCGAACUCGUUCUGAAAACCUUCUGGCCCAGUACGAUCGCCAUGGCCGCUCGUUAGAGAUGCUGGACCGAGCAGCCGCUGAACUGGUCCCGUCUCGGUUUGAGCGGCCUUCGUGGCAACAGCCUCCACAGCCACCCCCCAGGACCGAUGCCUACCCAAGACCGGGGGGCCAUCACAGUGUAACACAAGCUUCAGUGACGCCCCGGCACACACCGUCGCAUUCUAAACACCUGCCACAGUCCCACACUCCGACCCACUCACAGCCCCAGGCCCAGCAGGCUGCCCCCCAGACCAGACGGCUUCCCUCUGGGCAGAGCAUGGACGACCAGCCUGUGGGCUACCGCAGCUACAGCCCCUCUUUUUACCGCAAGACGGGACGCAUCUUGCAGCAAGCACACUCUUUCAGGGACCCUUCAUACUCUGGCCCUCACUUGAACUGGAACCCAACUCCUAAAACCAGCCCUCCAGAGGGCACAACGCCUGCCAUCACCGCGUCUACGUCAUCUCCACUUGCCUCCGCGACUCCCGAAACCCAGGACAGAGUGUACAGGCCCACAAACCACGAGAGGGAACGGGAGUCAGUGGAGGUGCAGGCAGAGGUCACGCAGGAAGUGGUGCUGAGGCAGAAACCUCCCACCGGGCGAAGGAACGCUCACGGGAUGCGUCACCCUCACUAUGUGCUGCCCAUGGAUGGGCUAGAACCCUCUUUGUUUUCCUCUGAUCCCCAGGACUCAGCCUCCGCUCCUGGUUCCACAGGAGAUGUAGCCCCGCGCAAACCAAACGGUAACCUCGCCCCGCUCCCCAUAGAGGAUGACUCUCUGGCCUCCAUCCCCUUCAUUGAUGAGCCCACCAGCCCCGGUGCUGAUUUGCGCGCCCGCCAUGUGCCGGCGUCCUCUGUGGUGUCCAGCGGCAUGAGUUCAGCGCCCGCCGUUGUCACAAGCCCCGCCUCCCCCACCUUCACCUUUCCCCUCACUAGGCUCUUCUCACACGACUGCAGCAGUAUUAAAUCGAGUCGCCGUUCCUCCUAUCUUCUAGCCAUCACCACCGAGCGCUCCAAGUCGUGCGACGAAGGACUCAACACGUUCAGGGAGGAAGGACGCGUCUUCUCGAGGUUACCAAAGAGAGUGAAGAGCUUCUUCACAGACGGGUCACUGGAAAACCUUGGGACGGCAGAGGAGGUUCGAUCCAAACGCCAUUCCACCUCAGAGCUGGGAACCAUCGUUUACAGCGACGUACGCAGAGAGGGAUGGCUGCACUUCAAACAGAUCCUCACAGAGAAGGGCAAAAAGGUGGGCAGCGGCAUGCGUCCUUGGAAGCGAGUCUUUUCGGUGCUUCGCUCCCAUUCGCUGUUCCUCUACAAGGAUAAGAGGGAGGCGGUGCUUCGCGGGGCCACCGUCGGUGGCUCGGCAGAGGACGAGCAGCCAAUCAGCAUCCGCGGCUGCCUGGUGGACAUCGCCUAUAGCGAGACCAAACGGAAGCACGCCCUGCGACUCACCACCCAGGACUUCUGUGAGUACCUGCUGCAGGCGGAGGACCGGGAGGACAUGCUGGACUGGAUAGAGGUCAUCAGGGAGAACAGCAAGACAGACAGCGAGGAACUUGGCUUCUCCAGACAGGCCCUCAUCAAUAAGAAACUGAACGAUUACAGGAAACAAAGUCCAACAGGCAGCAAGCCCGACUCCUCUCCCAGGCUGUCCCGCAUGAAGCCUCCCUUCCUGCACGCCAAGACGGAGAACGCAGCUACAGCGCCGCGCUCCCCUAAACCAGAGGGCAAAGAAGAGAGCAGCCCGCCCAAGUCUCCGUGGGGAAUCAACAUCAUGAAGAAGUCAAAGAAGGCCGGGCCCAAAGCUUUUGGUGUGAGGCUGGAGGAAUGUCAGCCUGGUGUAAACAACAAGUUCAUCCCGUUGAUCGUGGAGAUCUGCUGUGGUCUGGUGGAGGAGAUGGGUCUGGAAUACACUGGGAUCUACAGGGUUCCCGGGAAUAACGCCAUGGUGUCGAUGCUUCAGGAGCAGCUGAACAAGGGAGUUGACAUCAACCCUGCGGAGGAGAAGUGGCAGGACCUCAACGUCGUCAGCAGUUUACUGAAAUCCUUCUUCAGGAAACUUCCUGAGCCGCUUUUUACCAAUGACAAGUACAACGACUUCAUUGAUGCCAAUCGGAUGGAAAAUGCGUCAGAGCGGUUAAAGACCAUGAAUAAAUUGAUCCGAGACCUGCCUGAUCAUUAUUACCACACACUGAAGUUCCUGGUUGGUCACCUGAAGACUGUAGCAGACAGCUCGGAUAAAAACAAGAUGGAGCCUCGUAACCUGGCGUUGGUGUUUGGUCCAACUCUGGUCCGGACGUCAGAGGACAACAUGAAAGACAUGGUCACACACAUGCCUGACCGCUACAAGAUAGUAGAGACACUCAUCCAACAUUACAUCUGGUUUUUCACUGAUGAGCUGGACAAGGAUGAAAAGACACCGGUGGACACAGAAGAUGUACAGCCUGCCCCCAACAUCGACCACCUGCUGUCCAACAUCGGCAGGACCGCUCUGCUCGGGGAGGCCUCAGACUCAACCAACAGUGACUCAGCCAAAUCAAAGGGGUCAUGGGGGUCAAAGAAGGACCUCACAGCGAAGGACUUCCUAGCUCUGUCCAUCAUGUCCGCCGUGACGGGACGCAAGCGCAGAAAGCGCCAUAACGCCCGCCGCGUGGGCAGCAGCACCGACGAUGACUCUGAGCACGAGCCGAUUAAAGCCGGGCAUCUAGGGGCCGAGGAGGAAGAGGAGGAGGAGUCGCCCGUGGGGGACACCGCUCCUCACGCGGAGGGAGAGGAGGAUGACGAUGAAGAGGAAGAAGAAGAAGAAGAAGACGAGGAAGUGGUAGAAAGUGGCGAGAAAGAGGAGGAAGAACAGGAGGUGGCUGCAGUUAUUCCCAGCGGGCCGUGCUCUAAAGAGAAAGAAGAGGCGGGCGAGAGACAGACAGCGAUCAUGCUGCAGGAGGAAGAGGCACGGGUGGCAGUAAAGGGGCCACCGUGGCGGGCACCAGAGGACGCACGCUCUAUUGUCUCUGGUUACUCCACCCUCUCCACGUUAGGGCGCAGCCUAGGCUCAGAGGGGAGGGGGGACGACGCGGACGACGAACACAGCGAGCUGGUGAGCGAGACAGACAAUGAGAGCGGCUUUGCUUCUCGCUCCGUCACUCAGGAGAGACCCAGUAAAAACCCGACCACACCCACGAGCACGCAGCCACCGGCGACGGCGGCUCCGCGCAGCUUCCUCUACACACACUACAAACCCCCGGUCCUCUCACCCACAAACCUGCUCGCCCCGCCCACGCCCCUCACACACACUCCAGACUCUGUGGAGAGGAAUGAAGGAGGAGCGCGCUCCACCACGCCCUCGUCCUCCUCCUUCUCCUCCUCCUCCACCACUCACAGACUGCACUCACGGCCUUCUUUUAACUCCCACAAGCUGAUCCAGUGUGACACUCUGGCGAGGAAGAAGCUUAAGUCAGAGAAGGCCAAGGCUCGCUCUCUGGACCUGCUGGAGCUGUCUGAGACCACAGCGCACCGCGACGGGCCGUGCUCCGGCUCAGAAGACGCACCCAGAGUGAGGCGAGACACUUCCAGAACCAACCCUUCCUCAGGCAGCAGUCAGGAGAGCCUCCGCCUGGCCCGGCUCAAUCCUUCCUUGCCACCCAGUGAGGCCUCUUCCUUCACUCCGACCGGUCCAGGAGGCAGAUCUCUGGCCGAGCAGGUCCGCGCUCGUCUACUCGGCUCGGCAGACGACCUGCGCAGCGUGGGGCUGCGGAAACCUCUGUCACCUGAGACGCGAAGGAAGAGGCGGGCCUGGCGUAGACACACCGUGGUGGCCUCCCCGACCGAGACGUCCGACAAGAAACCCCCAAUGAUUGUCAACGAUUUCCCUUUGUCUCCUAUCAGUCAGAACCAGGUGAAAACACAAGGGCUGCCCCGGGAUGCGGACGCUCUCGAACAUGGACCAGCCGUGCGCCAGGUACCCACAUCGAGAUUCCACCAGUAUCUGUGAUUCCUGUCAGCUGACCCCAGGCCUCUUGUUCCAGCAGAGCUGCUGACUCCCUGCAGGUCAUUAAACCAGCAGCAGUGUAAACAGAGAGUUGUGGUUAGUUGCCAGGAGCAACUCAGCGUACCAAUGAGCAGCCCACCUUUCUCUUUUUGAUAAGCUCCGUUUGCAUGGCGAGGGGCAUUCCAUUGUUGCCAAAGCUUUUCUUUUUCCGUUUUUUUUUCCUAUACGUGUGCUUUUAUAGAAAUAAUACAGGACAGAGACACAAACAGACCUCAUCACACUCAAUGUUACAGCCAAGAAAUGAUCUACUGAGUAAUAACUGAGCAUCCUUCCUGUCGUCGUCGUCUCUCUCUCUCUCUCUCUCUCUCUCCUCUCUCUCUCUCUCUCUCUCUC
This is a messenger RNA of Solea senegalensis (Senegalese sole), 6151 nucleotides long. RefSeq names its product Rho GTPase activating protein 23a (gene arhgap23a). Gene Ontology annotation, biological process: signal transduction. The transcript is spliced from 24 exons. NCBI's taxonomy places the organism in Eukaryota, Metazoa, Chordata, Actinopteri, Pleuronectiformes, Soleidae. Bases 467 to 5761 code for a protein of 1764 amino acids. The record is from RefSeq and is a predicted model, not a curated record. Gene Ontology annotation, molecular function: protein binding.